Contarinia nasturtii (swede midge) is the source of this 1203-nucleotide messenger RNA. RefSeq names its product zinc finger and BTB domain-containing protein 41-like. NCBI's taxonomy places the organism in Eukaryota, Metazoa, Arthropoda, Insecta, Diptera, Cecidomyiidae. The transcript is spliced from 2 exons. Bases 7 to 1203 code for a protein of 398 amino acids. Gene Ontology annotation, biological process: regulation of transcription by RNA polymerase II. Gene Ontology annotation, molecular function: RNA polymerase II cis-regulatory region sequence-specific DNA binding; DNA-binding transcription factor activity. The record is from RefSeq and is a predicted model, not a curated record.
GACGAGAUGAGCCAAAUGCUUGUUUCUUUCGAAUAUCAAGCUAAAUUUUCACUGGGCAACAUUAAACAGGCCCUCAAACGCAAUGGUCUGGCGUUCAAUGCUGACUUCAAGCAAUAUUUUCUGCGUGUUUCAUAUGAUCGGAUCAAGAAUGUGUACGAUGAAUUCGAAAUCGGUUCAAUAUUCGAGGAUGCGAACACGCCAGCAACUGACGAAUAUCCGAAUUUAUUUCAUACUCCAAGUCAUUAUAUGAACAAUUCCCAACGAAAAACCGAUGACCCAUUUGAAAUCAUUGACUCGAGCGACGAAGAGGAUCAACCAUCGAAAAUGCAACGUGCAAUUCGGUACAAUGGCCAUGACAUAUCACAUCAAUCAAACGAUUAUGUUGAAUUUGACAACGAUGGAAGCAACACCGAAAUGUCUAACAGGAAAUCAAACAUUUUUGAUUAUCAAGGAGAUGUUUCGAAGAACAGAUAUGUGGAUGUUAGUAUUAGGAAUGAAAUGGAAAACGCAAUGAAAGCGGAGGAAAUAGAAUUGGACGAUGGUACUCUGAUAGCUGCCAUCGAUGUACACCGUGCUAUGAACACAACUGUCCAAAACACAUCAACUGUCAAUUUUAACAAUGAAGCAAACAACGUCAAUGGUGCCAAAAAGAAUAACAUGAGAGCUUCCUCUCGAAAAGUCGGACGUCAAAAAAAGCCGGCUGAAGUGGGUUCAACUCCAAAAUUAUUGCGUAAUAGAAAGUCAACUUCAUUAAACACAAUGGGUACGAAAAAGCGAUUCCAGUGCGAAGUUUGUGAAUAUUCUAGCAAUCGCAAGUGGGGCCUCAUUGUGCACACGCGUACUCAUACAGGUGAAAAACCACAUCGAUGUGAUGUAUGCCAAAGAGAAUUCACGCAGCCAGUUCACUUGAAACAGCACAAAAUUAUUCAUAUCGAACAAAUUCCAUUCCAUUGUCGAGGCUGUCUCAGUGGAUUUUCACGAGAGGUCGAAAGAAAUGCACAUGAAAAGGUGUGCAAAAACCGUAGAUAUGAAUGUCAUAUCUGCAAGAAAUAUGUCACUGUUGGUAUAACUAAGUUGAAAAAUCAUAUGCGAACGCACAGCGGUGAAAAACCGUUUCGAUGCGAGAUUUGUAUGAUGCGUUUUACGAUGAAAUCUAGUCUAAAGAAACAUUUGGACACCAUUCACACCAGAAUCGAUCAAUAA